This is a messenger RNA of Suillus clintonianus, 405 nucleotides long. RefSeq lists its product as uncharacterized. The record is from RefSeq and is a predicted model, not a curated record. Bases 1 to 405 code for a protein of 134 amino acids. Lineage: Eukaryota; Fungi; Basidiomycota; Agaricomycetes; Boletales; Suillaceae. The transcript has 5 exons.
AUGCUACACUCCGGCGAUUACAAGAUGCAGAAUUUUUUGCACAACACCAGAUUUGUCCACAUGAAAGCUGACGGCAUGGUCGUGGGCUUUGAGGAGGCUGAUAUUGUCGAGCUCUCUGUCACGAACGCAACUCUGGGUCUUGCUACUCUCUUGGAUAGAUUGAGGGACAAGUAUAUUGUUAUCAACGAAGAGACAUGUGAUGUCGUAGGCAGCAACGAGCCCCAGGUGCUCCAGUUUUCCACCGAGGGUGACGGAAAAUAUACAAUCCAUAUCAUGGACGUCAACCAAGUGUGGGUCCUCAAUAGAGACGAAGACUUCACCCCGAUCACUACUGCUCCAGCUCCUCCCCCGAGCGUAAGAGACCACGAAAAGAAGUACUGGAUGUUUGUGAGGGUUCCGUUAUGA